This is a messenger RNA of Batrachochytrium dendrobatidis JAM81, 591 nucleotides long. RefSeq lists its product as uncharacterized. Lineage: Eukaryota; Fungi; Chytridiomycota; Chytridiomycetes; Rhizophydiales. The record is from RefSeq and is a predicted model, not a curated record. The coding region runs from base 1 to 591 and encodes 196 amino acids. The transcript has a single exon.
AUGGAUCAACCUAAUCCAAAUACUCCCGGUCCAAACCAGCGACCGACUGUGAUUGUAUUUGGUCCAAAUGUUCUCAAACAAGGCCGGAAACGCCCAAUUGAUGUAAUCGAUUUAACCACUUUCGACCAAGACCAACAACAACCAACAGAUGUAGCUGGUCCAAGUGCUCCCAAACGAGGUCAAACACAACCAAUUGAUCAGUCCAGCCCAAGUACUUCCAACCAAAACCAGCAACAGCCAAUGAACAAAAUCGAGCCAGGCAAUACUAGUUCAAAUCAAGUGACUGGAUUGAACAAAAGAGAUCAAAAUACCUUUAAUCGUAUAAAGAAAAGGCUUGUAGAGUAUAAAGAAUUACGAAACAAAAAACGCAAAGAAUAUCAUAAAUCUAUGGCUCUUGGAUUGAAACAAUGGUCAGCGUUAGCAAUGGGAGAAGAUAUAUCUGGAUCAACGUACAAUCCAGACACUGAAAAGAAAGCAAGAGAAGAGUAUGAACAGGCAAGAGAUAGAGUACGCAAUGUCAGACAUAGAUUGAAGGAUUUUAUGAAAAGGCAUGGUUUAGAAUUUGAAGAACCGGGUUUGGAUUUGGAUUGA